ACAGAGCGACCCCGGAUAGGCGGCGUGAGCUGACGGAAACACCAACGCGCUGCAGCUGGUCAACUUCAUAGAAAUGUCACUAUUUGCUCAUCUGCUCCAAUAAACUACUCGGAACAACCAGACAACAAAUACCGGACGCUUACGGAUUCGUCUCGCCUGCGAGGUCUGGAUCUUCUAUGGAGCUUACGAAUCGCAUUCGGCAGCGAGUCUUCCAGCGACUCUACAGAGCGCGAGUACUUCCCAGGAGCCACCAUUCGGGAGACGCCCAGCAUGCCACGGUUCCGGCCGUCCCCAAUCCCAAACGCACCAAACCCACACUCCUGGUGUCCCGCCUCUACCAGCCCUCAAACCUGCGUGAUGUGGGGCAGGACGUCCGGCUGCAAGGAGAGGUGACCUGUAAGAGCCAGAGGCUGAUGCAGCAGGCCGGCCUCAUCCAUCCGUCUAGUCCGGGUUGUUACUACUACCUUCCUGCCAUUGUCCGCUCCAUGGAGAAGCUGGUGAGAUUAAUAGACCAAGAGAUGCAAGGGAUUGGUGGGCAGAAGCUGGACAUGCCCAGUUUAUGCUCUGCUGAUCUCUGGAAGACCAGUGAGCGCUGGGACUUGAUGGGAAAGGAGCUGUUCCGUCUGAAAGAUCGCCACGGAGCCGACUACUGCUUGGGUCCCACACAUGAGGAGGCAGUGACGACUUUGGUCGCUCACCAGACGACUCUCUCCUACCGACAACUCCCUCUGCUUCUCUAUCAGAUCACCCGCAAAUUCAGAGAUGAACCAAAGCCGAAGUUGGGUCUGCUUCGAGGGAGGGAGUUCUACAUGAAGGACAUGUACUCAUAUGAUGUGAGCGAAGAAGCAGCUUAUGAGACCUAUGACGCUGUGCGGCAGGCAUACGACAGACUCUUUGCCCGGCUGGGUCUGCGCUGCGUUCAGGUGCAGGCGGACACAGGCAACAUUGGUGGUGAACUCUCCCACGAGUUCCAGCUGCCGGCAGACAUCGGUGAGGACCGGCUUCUGGUCUGUGGAAGCUGCUCCUUCUCUGCUAAUGUAGAGACCAUGUCAUCAGACAGCACUGACUGCCCACAGUGCAAAACUGGCACACUGGUAGAGUCAAAGGGUAUAGAGGUCGGCCACACCUUUUACCUCGGAAAGAAGUACUCCCAUAUAUUCAAUGCCACGUUCAGCAGUGCACAGAACAAGCCUAGUAUUGCAGAGAUGGGCUGCUAUGGUCUUGGGGUAACCCGUAUUCUUGCAGCAGCCAUUGAGGUUUUGUCAACGGAAGAGGGGAUUCGCUGGCCAGGCCUUCUUGCCCCUUACCAGGUGUGUGUUUUACCCCCAAAGAAGGGCAGUAAGGUGGAUGACGCGUCGCUAUUAGCUAAGGAUCUGGUUCACACUUUGGGGGAGACCGGGCCUUGUUUGAGAGGUGAAGUUGUUCUUGAUGACCGUACGCAGAUGACCAUUGGAAAGAGGCUAAAGGAUGCCAACAGACUCGGUUACCCGUAUGUUAUUGUAGUGGGACAGGGAGCUCUGGAGGAAACACCCAGAUUUGAAGUGAUUUGUCAGCAGACAGGUGAGACAAUGUUUCUCAGUAAAGAUGGGCUGUUAGAUCUAUUGGGAAGAGUGGAAACUGUAUGAAUAACAACAAUGAAUGUGGAAAUGCAUGUUUUUGUUUUCUGUGGGGAAUAACAGAAAAUAAAUGUUUUUCUUUUGCCUAAGAGGACUGGGACCAUAUUUAUACAAAAUGUACCUACUGACUGACAUUACUGAUUAAGUAACUGUCAAAACAACAGCUUCAUAAUGAGCCUUUUUUGGGGGCACGGGGGAUAAUUAUCUUUGGUUUAUCUUGUAAAACACAACAAUGGUUCAAUUUCAUUUUUGCAGUCUUUUAUGUCUCUUAAAUAAAAUCAUGAGAUGGUGUGUUUUGAGA
Messenger RNA from Gasterosteus aculeatus aculeatus (three-spined stickleback), 1917 nucleotides. RefSeq names its product prolyl-tRNA synthetase 2, mitochondrial (gene pars2). The record is from RefSeq and is a predicted model, not a curated record. Gene Ontology annotation, biological process: prolyl-tRNA aminoacylation. Gene Ontology annotation, molecular function: proline-tRNA ligase activity; ATP binding. Gene Ontology annotation, cellular component: cytoplasm; mitochondrion. Lineage: Eukaryota; Metazoa; Chordata; Actinopteri; Perciformes; Gasterosteidae.